UCGAUGCAGCAGCUAGCACUAGGUGCAUACAUUAGCAGCUCCAGCUCGUGAUCACCACUCUCCUCGGCUCCUCCUCCCACCAGUUCACCACUGCCCCCUAGAAUCGCCCGUUCACAUGGCGCUCUCCCGCCGCCUCCUCCUCCUCCUCUCCCUGGUCGCCGCCAUGACGGCGGUCACCGGCACCGCCCCCGAGGUCAUCGUGACCAAGUGCUACCCGCCGCCGACGCCCACCGGCACCACCUCCGAGGUCAUCGUGACCAGGUGCUACCCACCGCCGACGCCCACCUUCAACGGCAGCGGCGCGUUCCGCGGCAGUCUCCUCCCGCUCCUCGACGCCCUCCCCUCUGCCGCCGCGCGGACGGGCUUCGCCUCGCUGGGGGCCGGUGGCGCGCUCGCCCGCGGCUUCUGCUUUGGCGACCCCGCGCCUGACCCGUGCCUCCGCUGCCUGUCCGACGCCGGCAGAAAGAUCGUCGACCAGUGCGGCGACGCCGGCCGACGCGCGGGCUUCCUGAACGACCGCUGCUUCCUGGGCUACGCCGACACCAACGCUUCCUCCUCCGCCCGCGCGGACGACGACAUCGGCGCGGUGACCUUCUUCGGGGACGCCGUCCCGCGCCUCGACGACGCCGACGUGCAGAAGCUCGUGACCGUGGCGCAGUCCCUGGUCCCGCGGUCCGCGAACGGCCAGCUGCCCGCCGUCAACGCGACCGCCACGGCGAGCAACGGCGACACGGUGCGCGUGCUGGCACAGUGCGCGACGGACCGCGCCGUGGCGGAGUGCGCCCAAUGCCUGCGGGACUCGGCGCUGCAUAUUGCCAGGAGCUGGGAGCCCGCCGCCGGCGACGUGCAAGGAAGCGUGGCCGCCGUCCUCGGUUCCAACUGCUACCUCCGCUUCGAGAUAUCGGCACCGCCGCUGCCCCUGGGAGAGCAUACCCGGAGGAUGAUAAAGGAGAACGUCGCCCUGACCGCCUGA
Triticum urartu is the source of this 973-nucleotide messenger RNA. Lineage: Eukaryota; Viridiplantae; Streptophyta; Magnoliopsida; Poales; Poaceae. The record is from RefSeq and is a predicted model, not a curated record.